AUGAUUGAAAGAGCAAGACUUAAAAAACUAAUACAGAGUGUAGAUAACAAGUAUUAUCAAGACUGUCUUGCUCAGUUUUCUAAAGAAGUUGAUGUUACAAAGUCAACUCUUUAUGAUGACAUGAUUUUUCAAUCAUUAUUGGAUAAUUUCAAUCUGAAACCUAUUCCAAUACCUACAAUUUUGGAACAAUCAGAGUUUAUUAAGAAAUCUCCGGAUGAAGCGAUUCCAAAAAUCCUCCAAUUUCAUAGAAGUAUUGAUGCAUCAUAUUUUAUGGUGAUGAUACAACUUACUAAAUCGGGUUUCGCAAAACUAUUUACGUGGGAUAAUAUGGUCAUGCUAUUUCCUGAACUUUAUCGAUGUUUGGCUUUGGCAUCUUAUCAAGUUGAUUUAAUUCCAAUUGCUUGCGGUAAAGAAACCGGAUUUAUACCAUCAACGUUUAUACGAUCACUUGUAGGAUUUGUUAAUAUGAUUAUUUUUUUACCAGAAGAAAAUGCUUUAUCUAUUGCAGUUGUUAUUCAACAAAUUACAAAACAGAUUGCUAAACAACUUAAAGAAGCAUUUGACAAAGGAGUUUGCAAGACAUUUAUUGACGAUAUGCUUGAUUUAUCUUCAUCAAUCAGUGUUGUUCUUUUCAGCAAGAAAUUGGGAAUGGAUUACGAACUAUCAUUUCUCACUUAUCUUAUCAAGGUAAAUUCUACGUUUUUGGCCAAUAAUGUCUUUCAAGACAAAAGAUUACCAUUUUUACAGGACUUUGAAUCAACUUUGGCCACGUUAUAUUCAAAUUCGCAUAUUACAGAUAAAACAGUAUCAUACAAAAUUGUUGAAAUGAUCUCUACUUUUCUAAAUAUGAAUUUAAAAUACGAAUACAACGAAAAAACAUCGAAGGUAUCAGAAUCCAUGUUUAAAAUCUUAUUGUACUUACACGAUUACAACAAUUGUGAUAUAAAUAAACUCGCAAAAGCCACAGCACAAGUUAUUAAAUGCCAUAUUUCAAAUUUAGUAAGCGUGAUAACAAUUGAUUACGGACAAAAUGAAACUAAGAGUUACGACCAUACAUAUAAGAUCGAGAGCACUGAUUUUGUUACAAUACAAACUAUAAAUAACAAUAUUAUCAAAGUUGACUAUUCAUCUCACAAUAUUUCAACCGAAACCGUUCAAAAUAUUUUUUCUACGAUCAAUUCAAACUUUUUAAAUUUAGUUUACCAAGUUGCUGAGAAAAAUUCAACAUUUUAUUGCGAUUUAAUAUCAGAUUUAUCAGUUUUUGUUAAAGAAAACCCCAACCCUGCCAUCCAAUUGUUCCUUGUUGACUUAAUGUGCCGUGCAAAACAAGAAGUUUUGUCAAUAUUAUUUAGUUCGAGGUUACCUUUAGAAUGGACAGCGAUUAUCAACAAGAAUUCGUUCUCCACGAACGUAAUUAUUAACAAAGCACCACCUUUAUAUGGCCAACUCCAUAAAAAAGUUUGUGAAAUAAUAGAAAAAUCUUUCCUCAUUGAAUCCAAGGAGGCAACGUCUCUAUCAAUGAUUAUGUGCCAAUUCCUACGCUCAAAUAUGCCAUAUCAUGUUGGUUCUAUCGUUAAAUUAUUUUAUCUCAUUUCAAAACGCAAUCCCACACAACUUUUAGAGGUUUUCCUUGAACUCCAGAUUAUUCCAAUGCUCAUACAAAUAGAUAUGAUCUACAAAUACCAGUUUACAAACGGAGAUUCUGAUCCAUUGCUAAUUGACAUACAUACUUAUAUACUUUUGACCUUUGUUGAGAUGACGAGGAUCACUGAUUUCGUUGAUAACCUUGCUAUCGAUGCGAUUUGCUCAACUUACGUCUUAUCUUUGAUGUUAGAGAGAAAAGCUGAGCAAAUAACCAUCGCGUUCUGUCGUAAUCUUCUCAAAAACCUCCAUUCAUCGGUUUUUAUGGAAAGAUUAAAGAUAUUUUUGACAGAUAUCUCUAAAAGAGGAAUUGAAUACAUAGAACCAUUCACAAACCUUUUAGAUAGUAUUAGAUCAAGUAUGCUUUCAGGAAACCAGUCUGUUUCUCUUCUUUUCAAGGAAUUAAAUUUCAUUGAGUGUAUUUGCAACGCUGUUAAUCAAUUUGCUGAAUACGAAGGUGAUCCAAACAUUUUCUUUUUGUUAGUUUCAGUUUCGCUGAACACUUUUAUGUCUUUUUGUCAGACAUCAAACGAUAAUUUAAUUUCUUUCAACAACGCUUCGAAAUUAUUCAACCAAACAUAUUGCAAAGCCAUAACUAAGACAACAUUGAACGAAGCGCUUGCUGAUCUAUUGAUUUCUCUUUGUUUAAACGAAACAACAACAUUUCAAACAGAAUCUCGGCCAAGAGUUAUCAAAAAUACUGCUGCUUUGUGGCUAUUAUACAAUCUCACAAAAUCUAGUACUCUUUCUGAUAGAAUUUUCGCAUAUUUAUUAGCAAUUAUUUCAUCUUCAGUAGAAAACUGCUAUCAUUGCUAUAUUUGUGGUUUCCUGAUGCAUAUAAUUAAAGAUAUGGACAAUUUUGCUCCAAAUAUCUUAUUCCAACUGAUAAUAAUCAUUGGAUCUCAUUUCUAUGGCAUUGGAGAGCUUACAGCCAUAUUCAAUCAGCUUAGAAAGACAGACCAGAAGUUUGCACCCCAUCUUUUCGAUGCAAUUUUCAACAUGUUCAAGACAAAAAUGAGAAUUCCUCUUUCAACAGGUUUUUACGUUGAAAAUCAGUCAACAAGAUACUUUACUCCUGCAUUUUAUCAGUUCCAUAGGUUCAAACUUAGUUUCUCUUGUUAUGUAAAACCGGAUCAAACGAUUAACGCCAUAAAAAUCUCUUCCACCCGCGAAUCCUUGCUUUUUACGGUCGGAAAGAAUUUAUUAAUCAGGUUAUUUUUCGAUGCCUCCGUAAUUGAAAGAACAUAUUCUCAUCCAAAGCCAUUGACGAUAAAUCAGUGGAAUCAAGUGACAUGUAUAUACGAAGAAGGAUUUAUUAAAGUCAUUGUCAAUGGAGUUACUCAUGAUCAGCCGAUUCAAUUUGAUUUCACAUCAGAUCCAAUAUUUUUCGAGCACUUGGAUAGAGAUAGAACUGUUGUACAGAUAGAAUCGAUAAGUAUUACCGAUAUUAUUUCAACAAAUGACCAAAUAAUGAUUUAUAACCAUUCUGUUCCUUUCCCAUUGUCAUUCUUUGACAUUCUUCCACUUGCUGGAGGUCCACAGAUCUUCCUUCCUUUCUUCGAACGCAUACAAGCCUCAAAUAAGAGACAAUAUUUAUUAAUAAAAUGUAUGCAAGUCAUUGGCGUGGCCAUGAGAGAAUUUGAGGACCAAUUAACUCCACUUUUCUUCAGAGCUUUUGGCCAUUUAUUGAAGCAAGUUCCAAUUGACUCCUGGACAGACUCAGCUGCUAAAGAACUGAAAGAAAUAGCAGAGAAAAUCAAUGAUCAAAGACUUAUUGUCGCUGUUCUUCAGUACGUUUUCUUGGAUAUCGCGAUUUGGCAGCCAUUGCCAAAUAAUUUACAAGAAAUCUUCCUCAAAGCGCUGAAAUCCAUAAAGAACAAGAACCCUAAUUUAUUCUUCAACACGUUUGACUUCGAAUUAGUCUUCUCAAAGUUCUUUAAUUUCCUUAAAACAAGUAACAGUACAUUUUUGGUCACAACGAUACUGGAAUUGUUAGUUACUUAUCCUUCUAUUAACACUAACUCCGUAAUGGCCCUUCUUUCUGUCAGUUUUUCCCGAGAAAAAUACGAUGAUAACGCAAUGAUGCUUACAUUUGCCAUACAGAACAAGUUUAUCAAGCCAUUCUUGACUGUCCUUGGUAAUUAUGGCAUUUACAGGCCAUUUAUUGAGUUAUCAUGCGAUGAAAAUGACAGAACUCGGUUUUGGAGCUUACAUAUCUUAUACCAGUUGUACAAGCAGCUCAAUACAGAACAAAAGAAUGACUUUAACAAGCAUAUUUUGUUCCUCGGCCAAGAAUAUCCGAUCCAAGAAGAAAAUAACAUCUUGAAUUCCAUUCUGGGCUUCAUAUUAGACGAAAUCAAGGUAUUUAACCAAUUUUCGCCUACAUGUACCGUACAAACAAAGAAUAAUUACACAGUUCGGAACCCAAUUUUCUUUGUUUUGUUCACAAGUAUCGCUGCAACGUCAAAACAAAAAUCGCAGACAUCAGCUGAGAUACUUAUAUCAACGAUUCAGAGUUCUAUGGAGUCAAGAAUCGCAUUAAGACAGAUUAAUCACUGGAUGUUCUGGUUAUCGCUAUUCUUUAAGGUAUUUUCCAACCAAGAGGAGUUCGGAAAGACCUUGGCGAUGUUUGCAAUCGAUAUCGGAAAAGAAUUUGACUCAUAUUAUUUCUAUUCUUUCUUAAUUUUGGCUUGUGCUAAGUACGGAUGGGAAUGGAGUAUCUGUGCUGGUAAGUUUAUACUAGAGUUACUCGAUAAAAUGUUCUGCAAGAACACAUUGAAAAUUGUAUUUCUUUAUUUGACGUUGCCUCAUCAAUUUAUGAUUGACCAAAAGCUCAAUUUCGAUGAAAAGAACCAUCUCAUUGACUUAAUUAUCUGCUUCUUCUCGAAACAGCCAAUCCCUGUUUCAUUUGAAUUCAAAAACCACUAUACAGAGUGGAAUUCGAACUAUACAAGGGAUAUUUACACAUCAAUCCUUGCUCACGCUGUUUCAAAUCCGAAAUUAUUUAAUAUGGAAAUAGAUUUCUCAUCAUUCCAUGUUAUUUCACUGAUAAACAUCAUCACAUUGCUCAUAGAUCUAUAUUACGAUGUUCCAACUUCAUCAGCACCUAGUUUUUGCACUUCAUUUAUCAGUCAUUUCAUGAAUGUGAAGGAAAUUAAUGUUGGAUUGUACACAGCCUUGUAUUAUAUGUACACAAUAAAGAAUCUCCGUAAGAGCGACAAAGAACAGAUCAAACAAGUGUUCUUUAACCAAGGAAAGAACAUAAUUGCGAUCAGAGAAAUUGCUUUCAAGUCUAAAAGCGCUCUACAGCAUCUUUUCGAAACAAUUAUCCCUGAUUUCCAAGCAACCGUCACUAAAAUGAUCACAGAAAUCUCAGAUACUUCGGCUUUCGAUUUAACUUCUCACAAUUUUGAGAUGUCUCUCAAAAAGUUGAAAAGUGACGCAAAUCAUGAUUCUGACGAAUUCAGCGAACAACUUAACAAACACGAAGAACAGCUGAGUCGUCAGAAUGCUAAAGUAUGGAGUAGAAUCUGGAAAUCACUGCAAGAAGAUGGAGGACCAUGGUCAAUUGUUGAUCCUAAACAAUAUUGGAAAUUAGAUCCAACAGUUGAUGGAUACGGUAGACACUUUAGACUUAAAAAGAACAGACACUUUGAUCUGCAUGAAGAAGCAAGUCGACAAAGAGAUUCCGGUAUCAAAACUGUUGAAAAGAAACAGAUAGAACCAUUUCAGUUAUAUGCACCGAAAGAAAUCCAAUUUGAACAAUUGACUUUCAUUCAUUUCGAAUGUCAAAUGCUGACACAGACAUUGUUGUUCAAAGGAAAUCUCCAUAUAUAUAAAAACUCCAUCAUUUUCGAGUCAACAGAAGCUUUGGAAUCAACAGAAGAUGGUUUACAAAAAGGAAUUUUCAAAAAUAUUGUUCGAGAAAUUGAAAUUUCUGACAUUUUGUAUGUUUUGAAUCGCAGAUUUAUGCAUCAUGAUAAUUCAUGCGAGAUAUUUACUAAGAAGCGCGAAUCGUACUUCUUUAUAUUACCUGAAGGCGUGAGAUCCGCGAUCUACAAGAAACUCAAGCAAAUGAAUGUUUAUUGCCAAAUUGGAAAUGCUGCAAAAGUUUUGAAAGAUUUCAAAGUUGUCGAAAGAUGGCAAAGCGGAAAAAUAAGUAAUUACUACUAUUUGUAUUUGUUGAAUAUAAUUUCUGGAAGGUCAUUUAAUGAUUUGAACCAAUACCCUGUAUUUCCAUGGGUUCUCAAGAAUUAUACAAGUGAAACAAUUGAUUUGCAAGAUGCAAACAAUUACAGAGAUUUCAGUAAACCAAUGGGUGCCAUGGAUAAAGACAGAUUGGAAGGAUUAUUAAUGAUCUACAAUGAAAUUAAUGACCCAUCAAUGAAAUGCAUGUACAGAGUAUUCUACAGUUCAUCUGCAACUGUAAUUGGCUACUUAAUAAGAAUGGAACCAUUCACUUCACUUCACAUUCGACUUCAAAGUGGCCAAUUUGAUUUACCAGGAAGAUUGUUUUGGAGUCUUCCUGAUGCAUUUGAUUCUGCUUGUAAAGAGAGUGGAGAUUUCAGAGAAUUGAUUCCGGAAUUCUUCACUUUACCAGCUUUCCUUGAGAACCAGAAUCAUUUCGAUUUCGGAAUGAUCAAAUACAACGAAUACAAAGUUGAUGACGUCAAAUUACCUCUUUGGGCACAUUCCGCUGCAGAAUUCAUUCAUAUUAACAGGAUGGCGCUUGAAUCUCCUUUAGUUUCAAGCAGAAUAAACCAAUGGGUUGAUUUGAUUUUCGGAUUUAAACAGAGAGGACAAGAAGCAGAAAACGCUUUCAAUGUUUAUCAUCCGUUUUCUUAUCCAACUAUUUUGGAUAACACCAAAAUUUACAAUGAUUUCAAGAACGCUAUAAAUAACCAUGCAUUGAAUUUUGGUGUUGUUCCGAAUGUUUUGUUUGAUUCUCCAAGCCCUUCCAAACCGUUUGUUGCGAAUAGAGAGAUGCAAGGAAGUUUCUUCACUCCUAUAAGUAUCCAAAAUAUCUCUGAAGUCGGUUGCGUUUCUUUCUUUAAUUCACAAAUUGUUACUUCUUCAUUUGAUGGAAAAAUCAAUUUCUAUAAAAGAAUUGUUAAAAGUGAAGUGAAACAAAGAAAGAGUUUUCAGUUUAAUGAACAAUAUCUUCCAUGUUUCAUGACGAAUUCCGCUAAUAUUAGGAUAUUGUUGGCUCAUGAAUCAUUUGUGAUUUUGGCUCCUCCGACAUCGAACUAUUUCACGAUGUUUGACCUUUCAAGUUUCGAACCAUCGAAGAUCUUCAACUCCGAGAACCAUCCAGGAACGAUUUCCGCUUUGGCCUGCGACACGGACAACGAAAACAAACUUUAUGUUGCGUCUGCAGCGAGUGACAGUUCUUUCUUUGUUUAUAUCUUUGAAAUCUCGAAUUCAAAGUUGUUGUUGAGAGGAAGAAUGUCAUCAAUGUUCCAUUCGCAGCCGAUAAUUGAUGUCGACAUCUCUUAUAUCUAUGAUUUGAUCGCAACUGUUGAUUCCCAAAUGUUGGUGUUCACUUCACUUUUGACAGGAAAAGUAAUUAUCAGCAAAUCAUUGAAUUAUGUUCCAAUUUCUGUCAAAAUUACUGAACUAGGAUAUGUCAUUGUUGUUUCCAAUUCACAUGAAAAUAAUGAGGAUAUAACAGUGAUUGAUUUAUACGACAUGAUGUGCAAUAAAAUAGGAACGAAGAAGAGAUUAAGUAAAUGCACUGCACAUUGUUUGUUUACUGAUGAAAAUUCUCAGGAAUUCGCAAUUUUCGCUUUCUCUGAUUUGUCAAUGGCAAUAAUGAAUGUAUUUGAUUUCGAUACAGUUAUACAAGGUGAGCUUCCGAAAAUGGCAACAUCAAUCACAGCUGAUAGAGUUAAUAAUUGUGCUGUUUUCUCUUUGAUUGAUGGAUCUGUUUAUAUCUACGAUUUUAACUAA
This is a messenger RNA of Trichomonas vaginalis G3, 7590 nucleotides long. Its product is annotated as beige/BEACH-related family. The record is from RefSeq and is a predicted model, not a curated record. The coding region runs from base 1 to 7590 and encodes 2529 amino acids. Lineage: Eukaryota; Parabasalia; Trichomonadida; Trichomonadidae. Gene Ontology annotation, molecular function: protein binding. The transcript has a single exon.